Messenger RNA from Cuscuta epithymum, 1011 nucleotides. NCBI's taxonomy places the organism in Eukaryota, Viridiplantae, Streptophyta, Magnoliopsida, Solanales, Convolvulaceae. The record is from the annotation of a GenBank genome assembly.
CGUGUUCGUCCACUCUCACACCCUAUUUAUGCCCUCAGACUGAUAGAAACACAAAUCCGGCUUCCCCAGUUUCGGUUCUAACGCCAAUCCAAGCUUCCUUUCGAACCGUCCGUUUCUCGUAAUCUUUCGCUCUGAAAUGGCAAUGCGUCUGAACGCAAUCGGGCAUCCAGUUCUAGUAUUCCUCGCGAUUUGGGCUCUGACGGCGGUUUCCGCCCGACACCAUGCUCCGGCACCGGCAGCUGACUGCAACAGCGUCAUACUGAACCUGGAGGACUGCCUGACCUUCGUUACCAACGGCAGCGUGCUGAAGAAGCCGGAAGGAAACUGCUGCCCCGGGCUGAAAAAGGUGCUGAAGACCAACGCCGAGUGUCUCUGCGAAGGCUUCGAGAAAAGCGCGCAAUUGGGAGUGGUUCUCAAUCUCACCCAGGCCAUGUCGCUCCCCGCUGUCUGCCGUGUCUCCUCUCAUUCCGCCACCACCUGCGCCUUGACUAGUGGAAGCACUCCAUCGCCUGCUCCAUCUCCUUCGGCAUUGCCACAAAGCUCCACUGCAGCUGCACCUACGGAUGCUGUUGGGGGAAUUACCAGUGUAACCAGUCCAACAACCUCCCCAGGAAGCUCAGCUUCUUCUUCUCUUGCACUUUUUAUGCCCAUUGGGUCCUUUUCCUUUACCCUGCUCACUUUAUUCUUGUCAUUCUAAAAGAGAAGCAGGGGGGGCAAACUGUGUUGUGGUGUUUCUAGUUAUUGCAGGUCAUUUAGUUUUGCUCAUGUUUUUGGAGAUCACCUGGAUGUGUCUAUGGAAGUGAAUGUAGCUAUUAGUAGUGACAUUAGUAGAUAGCUGUUUCAUAGUUCGAUUGACCUGAAUAUAUGUCGCAGAGUGCAUCUUUUGCAUGAGCCUUUUAUCUUUGAACAAUUCUGCUCUGUGGAGUGUGGUUUAAUUAGAUUUACGUAUGUGUCCAAUCAGACGGUAUGUUUAAGUGUUUAAAUUAUAAGUCGUUUAUAGCUUUUCCAACA